Molecule: messenger RNA, 1044 nt
Organism: Ramularia collo-cygni
Lineage: Eukaryota; Fungi; Ascomycota; Dothideomycetes; Mycosphaerellales; Mycosphaerellaceae
Product: related to mitotic and DNA damage checkpoint protein hus1
Exons: 2
Coding region: 1-1044 (347 amino acids)
Biological process (GO): mitotic intra-S DNA damage checkpoint signaling; nucleotide-excision repair; mitotic DNA replication checkpoint signaling
Cellular component (GO): checkpoint clamp complex; nucleolus; site of double-strand break
Source: RefSeq, a predicted model, not a curated record
AUGCGUUUCAGGGCGAGCAUCGUCAAUGUCAACACAUUCACAAAGCUGACCGCUUCGCUGGAAUCUUUGGGUCAUAUUGCAUGGGUCCGACUCGAUGAGAAAGAUGUCCGCUUCACAGUCAUACCGGAAAAUGGCACACAAGUCUGGGCUGUGGUCGCGAUUGACAACAUCUUCGAUACAUAUACCAUCCAAUCGGCAGCAGAGAACAACACAAUAAACCUGGAAGUCCCUCUCGCUCCUCUUCAAAGAGCUCUGAAGAGCGCCCACAAUGCCAUAUCUGCAAGUCUUCGUCUCACCAAAAAGGAUGCUCAGCCAUUACUCUGCCUCACCAUCACCACACAGACGAUGAAUGGCAACACAACAACCAGUGGCUUCUCCGCAGAGAGCAACGGAUUCAACAGCACCCAUGAGAUUCGUGACGACUUUGAGGCAAGGCCAGAGCGAGAGACACUCGUCACACACGACUUUCCCGUCCGUGUCUUGGCCCCCGCCUCUGUUGAAGGGCUUCACGAACCUGUUUGUCGCGACCCCGAUGUACACGUCACACUCCCCAACUUGCUUCAACUCAAAGGCAUCAGCGAUCGUUUCACCAAGCUCGCCACAGCAAAGUCUGCGGGACAACGACAUGGCCUCAACAGUGCAGCAUCUGGGCCAAAACUCGRGCUUAGUGGGAAUAUGCACGGCUGCCUUCGUCUGACCUUGCAUACCGACGCCAUGAGGAUUAGCAGUCUAUGGACUGGGUUGGAAAACCCCGAGCUGGACCCAUCCCAAAUCCCGGACGGCGAAGAAGGAGUCGCCAAUCAUCCCAGCACGAGAAUGAAAGCUCUCGGCGAUGCCUCUGGACAAAGUGAGGAAGGGUGGGCCACUGUGCGGGUAGAAGGUAGAGACUGGGGUCGCGUGCUGAGUGUGGGCAGGCUAGGCGGAAAAGUGGUCGCGUGCUUCUGCCACGAACAUGCGCUAGUCAUGUAUGUCUACUUGAAUGGUGACGAGCCGGGGAUGAGCGAGUCGGUGUUGACGUACUACAUUUCUUCGUACGCCACGUAA